UAAACGGUUUCAGCGGGUUUACGGGGAGCAGUGUGUUUCCACCUUUCUGUUGAGAGUUGACACACGACACGAUACGUAAAAGAAUGGGAAGAUUUUAAGACUUUUAUAUGCACGUCAAUAUGCAAUUGAUUUAGCUUUUAAAGCGGACAAACGAGUAUCGGUUUUAUUUUUUUAAGAGACUUGGACAUCUAAGGCUGUCAACAUGAACUCCGUACUAACAUCAGUACGAUCCCUCAUGCACACGUUUGAUGGCAAAGCAAAGGAAUUCACAGAUGAAAUUGAAAAUGUCCACAUGGUCUGGCUCGAGGAGAUCCAACAAGAAGCCAACCGCAUGUUCUCAAGGGAUUUUAAUGCAGAACCAGAAUUGAUGCCAAAAACACCCUCACAGAAAAAGAGUCGCAGGAAGCGUCUAUCUUCAGGGCAUCAGGAAGAGAAUCCAGCCAGGCGAAGAUUUUCAAAGGGAAAGCGCAGUAACCUUCGUGGCUCCAUUGUCAAAUCACUGAACUUGAUUACUGAAGAAGAGAUCAUUCCCGAGGCUUCCACCUCUCAGACCAACACCACCUGGCAGCCUAAACGCACAACCCGCAAAAACAACAAUAAACUACAAACACAGUCUGAGGUGGCAGAGGAUGUGAGCUUAAAACCUGAGGAGGUUCAGAACAAGAAGCCAGAGCUGGUAGAGGUGGACAAGACGGAUUACAUAUGUGGCGACGCCCAGUCCCCACCUGCAGUACCAUCACCCGAGGUUGCUGUCAGCAUCUCUGCCUCAGACCGAUUGUCUGCAGAGAGUGUUAAAGAUGUGCAGCUCUCUCCUGGUCGUUCAGCUGCCAAGAUUGCAAUAGCGGGCGCAGCUCGGAGCUCACGGCGGAGCUCUGUGCGCUGCUCCCUCAAAGUACGCCACUCUCUGGCCGGUCUGCGGCACAGUAUGACCCAGGAGUCUGUUCGCCGCGCCUCGCGUCGCUCCAUGCUGAAGAGGCAGGUGUCUCGUAUGGGCAAUUCCAUAUGUAGCAGCAACAUUGAUGAGCACUCUUCUGUGGACUCGUUAGAGGAAAUGGAGGCAUUGCCAGAAGCUGUAAGUACAGACUCAGAUGAAAAUGCUGCUGCUGAAGAAUGUAUUGAAACUCUGGAGAGCCAGAUCAUCCAGAUCCCACAACCGUCUUUCGGACGCAUAACUCGAUCAGUGGCCGCAAGCUCUGUGGUGGCAAUAUCACCGUUUACAUCUGAGCUCUCAGUGUUCACUCCCAAAAAGAAAACAGCUGCAGAGAAACAUCUGACGGCAGUUCGCAUUCAAAAACGCAAAGCACCAGAUACUUCAGAGGAAAGUCCCACAAAGAAGUGCUCUCCUCCAAAGAAAAGCGCAAGUGCAAUUAGACCCAACAUGAAGUCUUUCCUCCACACUGUGCAGAAGAAUCAGCUGCUCAUGAUGACUCCACAUUCCCUCGGCCGCUCUUCUGUUUUUAAAUCCUUCAUCAAACAAAACACUCCUCUGAAAAUCGAUCCAAAGGGCGGGGCUAAGAAGCAAGUGAGGGAAAUGAGGAGGCCAACAAAGCAAUUGGCAUGA
This is a messenger RNA of Notothenia coriiceps (black rockcod), 1561 nucleotides long. RefSeq names its product inner centromere protein A-like. The record is from RefSeq and is a predicted model, not a curated record. NCBI's taxonomy places the organism in Eukaryota, Metazoa, Chordata, Actinopteri, Perciformes, Nototheniidae. Gene Ontology annotation, cellular component: nucleus; meiotic spindle midzone; chromosome passenger complex. The coding region runs from base 203 to 1561 and encodes 452 amino acids. Gene Ontology annotation, biological process: metaphase chromosome alignment; meiotic spindle midzone assembly; mitotic cytokinesis. The transcript is spliced from 11 exons.